Molecule: messenger RNA, 921 nt
Organism: Cucurbitaria berberidis CBS 394.84
Lineage: Eukaryota; Fungi; Ascomycota; Dothideomycetes; Pleosporales; Cucurbitariaceae
Exons: 1
Coding region: 1-921 (306 amino acids)
Source: RefSeq, a predicted model, not a curated record
AUGUCUUCUCGCCAACACGCUCGCGCCCACUCUUUCAUUUCCGAAUGUCGAUAUGGAGUCGAGUCAUUCGCACGAACAACUAAUGAUGCCAUCGACGAGGUGCUACAAAUGUACGCAAAUGAAGAUUUUCACGACCAACAGACCUCAGGCCGCUGCGGUCAACAACACGAAGCUGCUCCGGCAUUCAACAUUCGUCGUAAGCCAGUACCGCCGUCUAAACAGCAUGUCGGCUCUGUGGAUGCUUCUUCUCACUCCCAGAUGCCUGAAGAUCAGCCCGGCAAUGUCCCUGCUCCAACACCUGGGCUAGACGUUCGUCGUGGACGCAGUGAUUCGGUGAUGGAUACUUGGCCAAACCCCGAUGCUUGCCUCGAUCAACAUACCAGCUUCCCUCGUCGAGAGAGUAUUCCAGCUUGUCUGCGACCAGGCUAUGGUAGAGUCGUUAAGAAUCAUUCUGAUGCGCGCCCUCUGAAUCCAACUUCCAUACCACAGAUACAGCCUAAUCCAAAUGUUGCUCAGUCAAAUAGACAGCAGCGUCGACUAUUAGGCUCCUCAUCAACAUAUGCUCAGACUGGUGGCAUUCCUAGACACGGUCAAUCACACUCUCAACACCAAGCGUUGAGUACGGUCGCUGACGGCAACUACUUGCCUCAUGAUCUUGACCGCUUCGAUACAACGCGCUUCGUCGACCCUCAAGACCAGAUCGACAUCGACAUGUGCAACAUCCGCCGUGAACAUUUCCGCGAUUCACUCGGGUACAUCUACGCUGAUCAUCUGGAUUCCGAGGUCGCGCAUCAUUUGCGGAAGCACGUUCCCACGCCAUACUUUGCGCCUUGGGAUUAUGUUCAACAGGGGUUUCGGUACGCAACUUCUUCGAAGGUGUGGACUGAGAAAAAGGAAUGGGCGAAGAAGUUCUUCCAGUAG